Molecule: messenger RNA, 795 nt
Organism: Vigna radiata var. radiata (mung bean)
Lineage: Eukaryota; Viridiplantae; Streptophyta; Magnoliopsida; Fabales; Fabaceae
Product: eukaryotic translation initiation factor 5A
Exons: 5
Coding region: 42-521 (159 amino acids)
Biological process (GO): positive regulation of translational elongation; positive regulation of translational termination
Molecular function (GO): RNA binding; translation elongation factor activity; ribosome binding
Source: RefSeq, a predicted model, not a curated record
AGAGGCUUCAUACAUUAUGAUGCUUGUGAGGAGCCAUAACCAUGUCGGACGAGGAACACCACUUCGAGUCAAAGGCUGAUGCUGGAGCAUCAAAGACAUAUCCCCAACAAGCUGGAACUAUCCGCAAAAACGGUUACAUUGUAAUCAAGAACAGGCCAUGCAAGGUUGUGGAGGUUUCAACUUCCAAAACUGGCAAGCAUGGACACGCAAAGUGUCACUUUGUUGGAAUUGACAUCUUCACAGGCAAAAAGCUUGAGGAUAUUGUGCCAUCUUCCCAUAACUGUGAUGUUCCUCAUGUCAAUCGCACUGACUACCAGCUCAUCGAUAUAUCAGAGGAUGGAUUUGUGAGUCUGCUGACUGACAGUGGUGGUACGAAGGAUGACCUUAGGCUUCCAACCGAUGAAAGUCUGCUUACGCAGAUCAAGGAUGGAUUUGCUGAGGGCAAAGAUCUGGUUGUGUCUGUUAUGUCUGCAAUGGGAGAGGAGCAGAUUUGUGCACUUAAGGACAUUGGUCCCAAGUAAUAGUUCUAUGUCAGGCUAAUGGAGGAAAGCUGAAGUUGUAACUGAGAUGAUAUAGUAUUUAUUUCGCUUUUUUUUCUUUUAUGUGGGUUUGUAUGCUAAAUCAGCCAAAAAAUUGCGCCAUUCUUACAAGAUGUGGUCAAAAUUGGAUGGCUUUAUUUGGGAGUCCUUGACCUAUAUUUUUAUUGUGUUGGAUAUAGAACCAUAAACUGUUAAAUGUUAUGUUUGGAUGCUAUUUGCAAGUUUUUCAGUCCCUUUUCUGAUAAAAUUUUCUUCA